Ostrinia furnacalis (Asian corn borer) is the source of this 960-nucleotide messenger RNA. RefSeq lists its product as uncharacterized. The transcript is spliced from 2 exons. The record is from RefSeq and is a predicted model, not a curated record. The coding region runs from base 38 to 853 and encodes 271 amino acids. NCBI's taxonomy places the organism in Eukaryota, Metazoa, Arthropoda, Insecta, Lepidoptera, Crambidae. Gene Ontology annotation, molecular function: nucleic acid binding.
CCGCUCUACAAAGGCGUAUGUUUGUUUGUUUGUCUGCAUGACAACACGCGCAGUUCAUAUUGAACUCGUUGGUGAUUUGAGCACAGGUGGUUUCUUGGGUGCUUUCAAACGCUUUUUGUCUCGCCGGGGUCCCGUAAGUCACAUUUAUUCGGACAAUGGCACAAAUUAUAUUGGAGCUAAACGGAUGCUUUCCGAGUUGCAUACGUUUUUGAGCUCAAAAUAUUUUCGUACAGAGUUCGCUCACAUUUUAGCUGAAAACCGCAUUAAUUGGAUUUUGAAUACGCCCGCAGCAAGCCAUUUCGGCGGCAAUUGGGAAACCAAUGUAAAGAGCCUUAAGUCUCACUUAUACCGCGUUAUUGGUGAGCAAAUUCUUAGUUUUGAAGAGUUGAGUACAGUGCUUGCGCAAGUAGAGGCUGUAAUGAACAGUAGACCGCUGUGUAGGACGCUCUCUAGCGACCCAUCUGAGCCUUUAGCUUUGACUCCCGCGCAUUUUCUUACUUUGACGCCGCUUAAGUAUUUGCCCGCUAGAAAUAUUGAUGAAGAUAGAUUACAUCUACUUUCGCGACACUCUUUGUUAGAUAGAUUGGUUCAAUCGUUUUGGAAACGAUGGAAGUCUGAGUACUUGCAUACUUUGCAGUCGCGACAGAAGUGGAACACGUCUGCUAACCCUAUCACUGUCGGGACUGUUGUAGUUCUCUCCACAGAGAACGUACCACCGCUUCAUUGGCCCUUGGGCAUAGUUGAGGAAGUUUUUCCGGGUUCUAAUGGGGUCACUCGCAUUGUCCGCGUCAGGACUACAACCGGAUCAUAUCUACGCCCGGUUAUACGUCUCUGUCCCUUACCUAAUCAGUAAGACUUCUCUCGCAAGCAAGUUAGGUUAGGAAUUUAGUUUAGUUUAGAUUAGUUACAUGCCUCAUUGGAAUUUUGUUUGAAGGUGAUCCUUCAAGAGGGGGGGGAAUG